Rhododendron vialii is the source of this 3060-nucleotide messenger RNA. Its product is annotated as pumilio homolog 12. The coding region runs from base 496 to 2718 and encodes 740 amino acids. Gene Ontology annotation, molecular function: mRNA binding. NCBI's taxonomy places the organism in Eukaryota, Viridiplantae, Streptophyta, Magnoliopsida, Ericales, Ericaceae. Gene Ontology annotation, biological process: post-transcriptional regulation of gene expression. Gene Ontology annotation, cellular component: cytoplasm. The transcript is spliced from 7 exons. The record is from RefSeq and is a predicted model, not a curated record.
AACAAAGAGAAAGUGGGAGAGAGUGAGACGGGGAGAGAGAGAGAGAGAAAAGAAGCAUGCAUGGGUAUGGUAAUUGCGUUUGCUAUGUAGUUGGUGGUGUGUUGUUUGGUGUUUGUAUGUAAUGGUCAUAUGCUCCAAUCCUCUCUCUUUCUCUUCUCUCUCUCUUCAGUCCUUUUGAUUACCUCUCUCUCCUUCCUCUCCACGCCGCCUCUCCUUUUCCCUCUCUCUUUCUCUCUCUAAUAACCUUACCAAUAACACUUCCACUCCCUCUCGCAUUCUUUCCUAAAAUUGGCUACAUUUCCACAUCCUUACAAAACCUAUUCGAAAACCCUCUCCUUAAUUCCCAUUUCAGCAAUGGCUUCUUCAUCGGAUUAUAUCUAAUGCCGGCGCUUCUAUCACUGGUUCAUUAAAGGUGGUUUCUUGGGGAUCUACGCGUCCUCGUAUAUUGCUCGCAAUUUUGUGAAGGGGGACUCCUUAAUUUACAGGAAUUCACCGAUGGAAAAGGGAAUUAACGAAUUAGAGUUUGAUGAAUUUGAGGAGCUUCUGGGUGAGAUUCCAAAUGCUACUUCUGGGACCGCUACUAAUCCUGAGGAAUCUGGACUCAUGAAUUUCUCAAAGGACGUGAAAAGGGUGUCUUUGGAUCUCUCGAACGGAUCGCUCAGUGAUGAAAUUCAGAAUGAUGGUAUUUUGGAUGAAGAAAAAUUUUCUGUGCACCAAAUUCGGCAAUCGCACGUCAAGAGGGUUGAACAGGAAGAACAACCAAAUCUGCCUGAUGACCGGUCACUGACCUCUGCUUUUGCAGCUUUGAGCUUCAAUGAAGGGGCAACAGCAGGAGCUGCAAUGCCUCCAUUGGCCAAUUUUAAACCCUUUCAGAAUCAACCUAUUUUGAUUAAUGGGCGAUUGCCCCCGAAUGUGGAUUCCCGGGCAAUGUUUGUCCCCUCUUUCGGUUCACAGAAUAAUUCCUCUAGCAGUUUUGAAAUUUUAGGGGCAAAAAGAAGUUUCCAGGAAUUAAGGAAGCAACCGGCUGGUUAUUGCCAACCAAUUGAGAAUUUUUCUGGCUCUUUGCCAUUGACUCAUGGAGUGCCGGGUUAUCAAGUUCACGGACUGGAGUUCCCGAACUUUUCUGACCAACAACACUACUUCAUGGAUCCCCAGUCACAACUUUCUUAUUUACAUUCACAACAACUAAACCAACCUCAUGUUACAUGGAUGUCUAUGGAAGAGGAACGAUAUUACAGGAUGCAUAAGCAAUACCUUUAUAUGCAACAGCUUCGAAGUCAGCGGUUGGAAUCUCAGCAUUCCAUUCGAGCACAUGGAAAUGUGGCGGCUAGGCUAACGAGCCAGAACUUACGACAACCACAUAAUGAACUCUCUGAUCAGGAGCCCAUGCGCAAUAAGGCUACAGUUUCAAGGAGCAUAAACCUAUCUAGUCCUGUCCUGUCCUCUGAAGAUUUCAACAAAAUGCAAGGUUUGGACAAGGGGGGGAAACAGAGUUUUCCUGAGAAGAUUUUAACAAGAUCACAUGGAUUGAACUCUCUAAGAUCCGUCAAAUUUGGCUCUUUCAUGGGCAACGAAUUACUUGCCGAGGUAAACCAAAAUGGAAGAGUUCUCUCAAAUGGUAACUGCCACCAUAGUUUUCCCAAUUCUGAUGCUGCAUUCCAGUUACAUAGUGUAAGCUCGCGAGGUUUGUUGAGUGAUAGUGCUGAUCUGAAACUUAAUAGUUCAAGGCCACUGCCGCAGUACAACUCUGUUGAUGAAAUUGCUGGAAGAAUAUAUUUCCUGGCAAAGGACCAACAUGGGUGCCGCUUCUUGCAGAAGAAAUUUACUGAUGGUACCCUAGAAGAUGUGGAAAAGAUUUUUCUUGAGAUCAUUGUGCAUAUUGUUGAGCUCAUGACGGAUCCCUUUGGGAAUUAUCUUGUCCAAAAGCUCCUUGAAGUGUGCGAUGAGGAUCAACGGAUGCAGAUACUUUGUGCAAUCACUAGAAGAUGUGGGGAUCUUGUUAGGAUUUCUUGUGACAUGCACGGGACUCGGGCUGUUCAGAAGGUUAUUGAAACCCUCAAGACUCGGGAGCAGUGUUCCAUGGUGGUUUCCUCACUGAAGCCUGGUAUAGUUACUGUGAUAAAGAACAUGAAUGGAAAUCAUGUUGCACAACGAUGUUUGCAGUAUUUAAUGCCUGAAUAUUGUGAGUUCCUUUUUGAAGCUGCAAUUGAUAAUUGUGUUGAACUAGCAACAGACCGUCAUGGCUGUUGCGUGCUUCAAAAGUGCCUCAGCCAUGCUGAUGGUGAUCAAAGGCAUCAUUUAAUCUCCGAGAUUACUUCAAAUGCUCUGAUUCUUUCUCAAGAUCCAUUUGGGAACUAUGUUGUGCAAUUUAUCUUUGAAAUUCAUGCUCCAUGGGCCACGGCGGAUAUUCUUGACCAACUGGAGGGUAACUAUGGGGACCUGUCCAUGCAGAAAUAUAGCAGCAAUGUGGUUGAGAAAUGCCUGAAAUAUGCAGGAGAAGAACGCCGAUGUUGUAUUAUCAAGGAGUUGGUAAACAAUCCUCGUUUAGAUCAAAUUAUGCAAGAUCCCUAUGGCAACUAUGUUAUACAAGCUGCAUUAAACAAUUCAAAGGGAUCUCUUCAUGCUGCAUUGGUGGAGGCUAUUAGACCUCAUGUUCCUUUGCUCCGGACAAGCCCCUAUGGGAAGAAAGUCCUUUCAAGCAAUUGUCUGAAGAAAUAACUUACAGGGAGUACUCUGCAGCUAAAUCUCUCAUUUGCUGAAGGUUUCAUUGCUAUGGAGGGUGCUGUAAAUUUUGUACUAAUAAACAAGUAGAGAGAAGCUCUGAAGUCGGGUUUUGAGACAUUCAAGUUUUUGUACUUUUUCGAGAGGUUAAAUGGUUAGAGCUUCUUUUUACAUGGCAUCUGACAAGAUGAAAGGUGCCUUUCAGUUCUUUAUGCUGCCCCUAUUUAUUCCAUUUUGACUAUUUACAAGCAACUCUGGCAGCAUAUUCACGUACUUGUACAUUUUCAUUUUGAAUGUUCCAUAGAAAUAAAGAAAUUGUAAGUGUCGAAUUGUUCCUAA